Messenger RNA from Baudoinia panamericana UAMH 10762, 306 nucleotides. RefSeq lists its product as uncharacterized. Bases 12 to 212 code for a protein of 66 amino acids. The transcript has a single exon. The record is from RefSeq and is a predicted model, not a curated record. Lineage: Eukaryota; Fungi; Ascomycota; Dothideomycetes; Mycosphaerellales; Teratosphaeriaceae.
CAUCAUCCCUAAUGAAGGGCUUGAAGACUGCAUGUGGCCGUCCUGCCGUCAACGCUAUCGUGGCGCUCAUCGAUCGCCGGCGUUCAGUUGGUGCCUGUCGCAAAGGUAAGCGGGGGUUGCCGUCGUAUGACUCGUAUCCCUGGUCGAAUCUCCACCUCUUAUCCGCUUCCUCGUUGCAUUUUCCGUUGCUUCUUCUGUGUUCAUCAUCCUAAAAUCGGCAAAGAUGAAAAGUGGUAGUAGUCAAAGCUUCUCUCAAUACUGGUGGUGAGCGCAUUAGUCUCAUGGCAUCGAUGGUUGCGUCGAGUC